This is a messenger RNA of Phycodurus eques (leafy seadragon), 5968 nucleotides long. RefSeq names its product slit homolog 1 protein-like. The record is from RefSeq and is a predicted model, not a curated record. Gene Ontology annotation, biological process: negative chemotaxis; axon guidance. Gene Ontology annotation, molecular function: Roundabout binding; calcium ion binding; heparin binding. Lineage: Eukaryota; Metazoa; Chordata; Actinopteri; Syngnathiformes; Syngnathidae.
UGUGUGCACAAUGACUCAAUGAGAGGAAGCCGAACAAGGAGAAGGAGGAAGAACGUCGGCACGGAGCAGUCAAACCCAAGCAGAGCACGUCCUCCAUCCUCGGUGUCUGGUUCUAGUUCUGGUUGUCCCACCUCACCUGGGCGGUCUGAGCUCAACUCCUUCCUUGUGUGUCCACUUCCUGGAGGAGGCAGCGCUCCUGCAUCUCUGAGCAGGAUGCCUGCUCGGACAAGCAGGAAUGCAAGGAGGUCAAUGGGAUGUGGGUGGCCGUCCCCCUCGCUGGUGGUGGUGGUGGUGAUGGUGAUGGUGUUGGGGCGCCUGGGUGGCGCGCGGGCCUGCCCGCCUCCCUGCAGCUGCCUGGGGAACACGGUGGACUGCCACGGCCUCGGGAUCCACGCUGUGCCCAGAAACAUUCCCCGGGGAGCUGAAAGGCUGGAUCUGAACGGGAACAAUCUGACCAUCAUCACCAAGUCUGACUUUUCCGGCCUCAAGCAUCUGCGAGUACUUCACCUGAUGGAGAACCAAAUCCGAGAGGUGGAGCGAGGAGCUUUGGAUGAGCUGAAGGAUCUGGAACGACUUCGCCUCAACAGGAAUCGUCUGAUGCAAAUUCCGGAGCUUCUGUUCCAGAAGAAUGAAGCUUUGUCACGACUUGACCUCAGCGAAAACUCCAUCCAGGCCAUUCCCAGGAGAGCCUUCAGAGGAGCUGCAGACCUAAAAAAUCUCCAGCUGGACAAGAAUCGCAUCAGUUGCAUCGAGGAGGGAGCAUUCAGAGCACUGCGAUCUCUGGAAGUACUGACACUGAAUAACAACAACAUCAGCAGCAUUCCAGUCUCCAGUUUCAACAACAUGCCCAAACUUCGCACUUUUCGCCUUCACUCCAACUCUCUGCGCUGCGACUGUCACCUGGCCUGGUUAUCUCCGUGGCUGCGCCAGCGCCCUGCGUUAGGCCUUUACACCCAGUGCAGCGCCCCGCCCGCCCUCCGGGGCCUCAACCUGGCCGAGCUGCGCAAGAGCGACUUGGCCUGCUCAGGCCACGGCGGCAGCGCCUUCGUGCAGCCGUGCAGCCUGGCGUCGGGCUCGUGUCCGCCCAUGUGCUCGUGCAGCAACAACAUCGUGGACUGCCGGGGACGAGGCCUCACCGCUAUCCCCGCACACCUCCUCGAGGCCAUGACAGAGAUUCGUCUGGAGCAGAAUGGCAUCAAGUCGGUUCCUCCUGGUGCCUUCACCUCCUACAAGAAGCUUCGAAGAAUAGACCUGAGUAACAACCAAAUAUCAGAGAUUGCUCCGGAUGCUUUUCACGGCCUCAAAGGCCUCAACUCCUUAGUUUUGUACGGCAACAAGAUAACGGAACUUCCCGCCGGCGUGUUUGACGGCCUCGUCUCACUGGAGCUGCUGUUGCUGAACGCCAACAAGAUCCACUGCGUGCGAGUGUCGGCCUUCAAGGAUCUGGAGAACUUGGCGCUGCUGUCGUUGUACGACAACAAGAUCCAAAGUUUGGCCAAAGGAACCUUCAGCUCGCUGCACGGCAUCCAAACACUGCACCUGGCCCAGAACCCUUUCGUGUGCGACUGCAACGUCAAGUGGCUCGCCGACUUCCUCCGCGCCAACCCCAUCGAGACCAGCGGGGCGCGGUGUGCCAGCCCGCGACGACUCGCCAACAAACGCAUCGCGCAGAUUAAAAGCAGCAAGUUCCGAUGCUCCGCCAAGGAACAAUACCACAUCCCAGGUGCCGAGGACCGCCGCCUGAGCUCCGGGUGCAACAGCAAGCCGGCGUGUCCUAGCAAGUGUCGCUGCGAGGCCAACGUGGUGGACUGCUCAAACCUGAGACUCACCAAAUUCCCCCAACACUUACCGCCCGCCACCGAGGAACUGCGUCUCAACAACAACGACCUCUCCCUGCUGGAGGCCACAGGCGCCUUCAAGGGCCUGUCGCAGCUCAAGAAAAUAAACCUGAGCAACAACAAGAUCACCGAUAUCGAGGACGGCGCGUUCGAGGGCGCCGCUGCGGUGACCGAGCUCCACCUGACCGCCAACCACCUGGAGGCGGUGCGAGGGGGCAUGUUCAGAGGGAUGGAUGCCCUACGCAUGCUGAUGUUGAGGAACAACAAGAUCCGCUGCCUGCACAACGGCAGCUUCACGGGCCUAAGCAACGUUCGUCUGCUGUCGCUCUACGACAAUCAGCUGAGUGCCAUCCUGCCCGGAACCUUUGACGCGUUACCCAACCUCUCUACCUUGAACCUGCUGGCCAACCCUUUCAACUGCGACUGCCGCCUGGGCUGGUUGGGCUCCUGGCUAAGGAGUCGGCGCAUCGUGACGGGAAACCCGCGCUGCCAAGGUCCCGCUUUCCUACGCGAGAUCCCGCUGCAGGACGUGGCGGCGCCCGACUUCCGCUGCGAGGACGGUUCUCUUUCAGAGUCCACCAGCUGCUCUUUGGGCCCGCAGUGUCCCAGUGGUUGCACGUGCAUGGACACAGUGGUGCGCUGCAGCAACAAGCAUUUGCAGGCUCUGCCCAGAGGACUUCCUCCAAACCUCACCGAACUAUAUCUGGAUGGGAACCAGUUCACACGAGUACCCAGCCAGCUCAGCAACUUCAGGAACCUGCAGCUCAUAGAUUUGAGCAACAACAAAAUCAGCUCGCUGUCCGACGACUCCUUCGCCAACAUGAGCCAACUCACCACCCUGAUCCUGAGUUACAAUUCUUUACGUUGUAUUCCUCCUCUGGCGCUGGGAGGCCUGAGAUCACUGAGGCUUCUAUCUCUGCACGGUAACGACAUCUCUGAGCUGCAACAUGGAAUCUUCAACGACGUCACAUCGCUCUCGCACCUCGCCAUCGGCUCCAACCCGUUGUACUGCGACUGCCGCCUGCUGUGGUUGUCCGAGUGGCUGAAGAGCGGCUACAAGGAGCCGGGCAUCGCGCGCUGUGGCGGACCGCCCGCCAUGGAGGGCAAACUCCUGCUCACCACGCCCCCCGAACACUUCCUGUGCCAGGGUACGGUUGAGGCCAGCGUGGUGGUCAAGUGCAACCCAUGCGCUUCGUCGCCUUGCCACAACCGAGGCCUCUGCCAACACUCGCCCUCGCAGCCGUACACCUGCACCUGCAACCGCGGAUUCAUGGGCCAACAUUGUGAAUCUCCAGUGGACGCAUGUGUCAGUAAUCCCUGCAUCAAUGGAGGAACUUGUCUCAGUGACGAGCAGACGAGCGGCUUCAGUUGUGCGUGUGCAUUGGGCUUCCACGGCGUCUACUGCGAGGUCAACGCCGACGACUGCCAAGACCACGGCUGUGAGAGCGGCGCCACCUGCGUGGACGGCGUGGGCAACUACACCUGCCUGUGCCCCCCCGGACGAGACGGUCUCUUUUGCCAGGAAGAGCGGGACAUUUGCGUGCCGGCCAGGAACCCCUGCAAGCAUCAGGCCACCUGUGUCAGCACACCCACUGGACACAGGUGCGUGUGCAUCCCGGGUUGGGUCGGUCCGGACUGCAGCCUGGACUACGACGAGUGUGCGGACCACCGCUGUCAGAAUGCGGCUCAGUGCGUCGACCGCCUGGACGGAUACACUUGUGUGUGCCCGCACGGAUACACGGGCGAUUUUUGCGAGGUGUCGCCGCCUCCCGAGUUGCCCUGCCAGCUGGGGCGCUGCCAGAAUGGUGCCCUCUGUGUGGAAAAGGCGGGCGUGGCGCUGUGCCAGUGUCUGGUGGGCUUCGAGGGUCUCAGCUGCGAGAAGUUGGUCGCCGUCAAUUUUGUCAACAGAGACUCUUACGUUCAACUGCACGACGUCAAGAACCUCCCCCAAGCCAACAUCACCAUGCAGGUGUCUACGGGGGAUGAAAACGGCAUUUUGCUUUUUAACGGAGAUAAGGAACCAAUCGCUGUGGAGCUUCAUCAAGGUCACGUCAGGGUCACCUACGACCCCGGGAACCAGCCCGCCACCGCCAUCUACAGCUCGGAGACGGUGAACGACGGUCUGUUCCACACGGUGGAGCUGCUGACCUUUGAGCGGACGCUCAACUUGUCGGUGGACGGAGGUCAGCCGGCCACGCUGGACGGACGUGGACGCCGACAGGUCGCCACGACGGACGCGCCGCUCUAUGUGGGAGGCCUUCCUGAGGAGGUCGUACCAGCCUCCUUGUCUCUGUCCUCUCACGCCAUCAACACGUCGGGUUUCCACGGCUGCAUCCGGAACCUUUACAUCAACCACGAACUUCAGGACUUCACGCGCGGGCACAUGCAGGCGGGCGUGCUGCCAGGCUGCCACGCCUGCCGCAAGCUCCUGUGCGCGCAUGGCCUCUGCCAGCCCGGAGGAGGCGCCCGGGGAGUACAGUGUGUGUGCCACUCUGGGUGGGCGGGGCCACACUGUGACCAGCCAAUCGCAGAAGGGCUGGACGGCGGAGGGGACGUGGCAGCGCUAGGGUCAGCGUGUUCCGGCAUUCCCGUCCGCGAUUACCACCGCCUACAGCGGGGGGCGGUCUUCUGCCGGACCCCCAAGACCUUCUCCUGGGUGGAGUGCCACGGGCCGCUGCCAGCCAGAGGGAGGGGUCUCGCCGGGGGACUCCGCCACCCCUUCCUGCUGCGCCCCCCUGAGGCUGCGCCGACGCCGAAUCAACUUCCUGUGCGACGACGGAACCUCUUUGACGCAAGAUGUGGAGAAGCCAAUAGAGUGUGGAUGCAAGAUGUGUGUAUAAUACACACACACACACACACAUUGAUGGACAAACUGAUUUGUUUUUUUUUUUUCGACUUGAAAACAAGUCAACCUCCGUGUUGUCGCGCAAUAAUUAGCUCGUUACACACACACAAUACACACAAGGCCCACAUGUGAAAAUAACAAUAACUCUAUAUUGUGUCUGUUGUUAACAAAAAAACACUUUAGGUUUAUUCAGGACUCUGAAUUGUUUGUUGUCAGCUUGUUGAAGAUUAGUUUUGAUGUUAACGAGCACACACACGAUAGCUUCAUUCAAGACUUGAAACUGUGUUUGAGUUAACAAAAAUCGUACAUUAGGUUCGUUCAAGAUUGAAUUAUCUUUGAUGUUAAUGAAAGCGUCUACAUUGAUUAGAAGCUCCAAAUUGUGUUUGUUUUGCAAAAACAGGUCUGUUGAAGGUUUUAAACAGUCUUUGAUAUGAACAAAAACACAUACGUUGGGUCAUUGAAGACAACUGUCUUAGACGUGAACCAAGCAUGUACAUUUCGUUGAUCAAAGACUAAAGUGUCUCAGAUGUUAAUGAAAAAACGCACAUUAGAUUUGUUCGAGACAAAAGUAUCUUUGAUGUUCAUGAAAAAGUAUACAUUCAUUCGAAACUCCAAAUUGUCUUUGUUUUAGGAAAACAGGACCGUUGAAGAUUUGAAACUGUCUUUGAUGUAAACGAAAACAUGUUUAAGACGACUUUGUCUGCAAUGUUUAAAAAGUAAACGCUUACGCUACUUUUAUCGGAGGCUCCAAACUGUCUUUGACGUUCACAGAAACAGGUAUGAUAGGUUUAUUGAAAACUUCAUUGUCUUUGAUGUUUACAAAAACAUGUCAGAUUCAUUGAAGUCGUGAAAUUGUCUUUGAUGUUUGUAUUUUUGUAAGCUGAGCAUGAGCUGCCCUACUGAUAACCAUGAAAAACCAAAUCACCGAGUCACUCAAAGACACACAAUAGCGCCUGUGUGCGUGUCUUUGAUGUUUUUUAAGACUGAAACGCCUCCUCUGCGAUGUGAUUAGAGGAGUCAGUAAAGGCGUCACAUGAUCAAUAAAUGUAGCUUUAAAAAUAUUAUUUAUACCAAUGGGAUCUAUUAACUUUUUCAGAUUGUUUUGAUUUUGACUUUUGUGUACUCUAACAUAGCUUUUGUCAACUAUGAACACACACAAACAAUAACAAGCUAACAGAUUGUAAAAUAAUAUAUAAGAUGUGCUCAUGGUAUUUUUAUAUACGUUGACUGUAUUUUAGUUUUCUUCUCUGGAUUAAUUUAUUGGAAUAAAGAGCAGCUGCUUCUU